This is a messenger RNA of Patiria miniata (bat star), 2493 nucleotides long. Its product is annotated as transcription factor COE3-like. Bases 1398 to 1946 code for a protein of 182 amino acids. The record is from RefSeq and is a predicted model, not a curated record. The transcript is spliced from 6 exons. Lineage: Eukaryota; Metazoa; Echinodermata; Asteroidea; Valvatida; Asterinidae. Gene Ontology annotation, biological process: regulation of transcription by RNA polymerase II. Gene Ontology annotation, molecular function: DNA-binding transcription factor activity, RNA polymerase II-specific; RNA polymerase II cis-regulatory region sequence-specific DNA binding.
GUUCUAGUCAACAUUUCCGCGGUCUUGUUUUGUUUCAGGGUGCAUAGUGCAUGGACCUCAUCUUGCUUGCGGUCGGACGACGGCGGACAGAUUCUGUUUGUUUAUCAACAAAUGUUUAUUUACUAUUCAAGACUGGCUCAAUUAUGCAAAGUAGGCGUGAAGUAGUCGGGAUGAUCCCUGGCGCUCGACCGUAGCCACCGAAGCGGUGCAAACCUUGUGUCAUCAUCCCACCACAGCCAAGACACCGACUUGAUGAUAUUUCGAGUGAAAUUGAUCAGAAUAAAAACACAAGCGGUGCAGAUUGACGCCUCCUAUUGGUCACAGCGGGCAUUCCAUGCAUACCAUCUUGCCAUAUUUGGAUAUGAGUAGGCGUGGCUUAGUACGCUGAUUCGCUGUCAUGGUUUCCACGCGGGAUCGGAGCUAGCGGCCUACGGGGAUUCAAGUCCGGGGGGAGGGCGGUGCGUACGUACGCUCAACAACCAGCACUCGAUGGGAACAAAAGGGAUCCUCAAGAGAAAACCCCAAACCCCCCACCAGAAGUCAGCUUGCCCGUCGCUGCUAACUGAAUCCAGGCCCUGUGACUUGAAGGUGUCCCUACGUGUAUACACACAGUGUGCAGUGUGUUGUAUGUAUACACACGUUGUGUGGGGUUACUCACGUGGCCAAACCAACGCAUAAUAGGCGCACAGUCGUGACACAUUGCACGGACGCUUGAAUUUUCUCCGAUGACUGUUAUCUGUUCCAUUCACAUUGGGUCGUGCACUAUCAAACCAUCAACAUUGUAUUAAUAUAAAUAUAUAUUUUCUCGGUCAGUGUACAUAUGCAGUCGGUGGUGGUAACAAGUUCAACAGUGCACACCCUUCCUCUCAGACCAAACCCACACCUUAGUACAUGACACCUGUGCGAUAGUUUGGAGCGAUCAGACACUACGACUAGGGGGAUGCUUGUAAGACGUGCCAGUUUCCAGUCACGAUCCUGUAAGAUUCUCACUUACCACAACCAUUCCCCACUUGCCGGACGAAUGAUGAUAAGCCUGGGUGUCCCACUCUGAUGCUGAUGUGAACUCUGGCGUGCACUGUCAAGUACUGAAGUCAUUCAACCCCUUUGGAGUGUUAGCUUGAAGCUUUGGUCUUUGAGUCUCUCGCACAGCGAGGCACGCGCCCUCACACCGUCCACUAUUGACCCGGUCUAUACGGGCUUAUUACUCCACAUCAUCCCUGGAUACUUUGCCCCUUUCUCCCCUCCGAAUUCCCCCUCGUACCUCCACCAGUAGGCCAAACAUCGUGUGUGUUACUCCUUAACACCAGCAUCUCGCCACCCAAGCGCCGGUCGAGACCACUGGGUCCUUCCCUGGCUGCGUUUCUGCCUGGCUACGGUACACCUCCAAGUGGUCGUUCAUGUUUGGAAUCCAAGACUCCCUCACAAGAGGCACAACAAACCUCAAGGAAGAACCCUCGGGGACGGCUCAAGUAGGAUCCAUACGAAGUUGGAUGCAGCCGAGCAUGGUGGAACAAGGGUCCAGCUCCUGUGGGCUGGCUCGGGCGCACUUCGAGAAACAACCGCCCAGUAAUCUCCGAAAGAGUAAUUUCUUUCAUUUCGUCAUCGCUCUGUACGAUCGGGCCGGACAACCGGUGGAGAUUGAGCGAACACAAUUCAUCGAUUUCAUCGAGAAAGAGCGGGAACCCGACAGUGCUAAAACCAACAAUGGAAUCCACUACAGGUUACAACUGCUCUACAACAACGGUGCCAGAACGGAGCAGGAUUUGUAUGUUCGACUUAUCGAUUCCAUGACAAAACAGGCUAUUACUUAUGAAGGACAGGACAAAAACCCGGAGAUGUGUAGGGUUCUUUUAACCCAUGAAAUCAUGUGCAGUCGUUGCUGUGACAAGAAGAGUUGUGGAAACCGAAACGAAACACCGUCGGAUCCUGUCAUCAUCGACAGGUAAGUCUAGACAUCUGAAAUAAUUUAUUCUCUUUUGUUGUGUAUGAUGUUUCUAGGUAUUUUUGUAGACUUUUGUGUGCCCACUUUAUUGCUCAACAUUGUAAGGGCAUAAUAAGUUGCAUUUCUGGAUUUGUACACAUUUAUCAAGAAUUAUGAAUUGGUAUUAUGGUGGCUAUAUAUCCUUGGGGUCCAGUAUUUAAAGCUGGAUUGGAAAUCGUAUUUACAUGUAAAGGAUUAGAAGGAAUCUUCAAGUAAGAUUGUACAAAUACUGACAUUUGAAUUGCAGCAAGAUAGACCCAUCAAUUCAAGAGUUUAUAUUCAUAAUUCUUCACAUUGCCUACUUAGGAAUGGUUGCAAUUUGAAAGUUAACUCCUGAAACCGUUCAUGUUAUAAGAUUUGAAGGUUCACUAACCUGAUCAAUCAUGUAAAUAGUAUAUUUUUCAUGCCAUCUUUACUAGUAACAUUUUGUGUAAGGAACAUUUGUGCAUUGGAAAAAAAAUUAUACUUCAGACUUCAGUAUGGUGAUUCAAUAUUUUUUGAAAAAGAUUGAG